Molecule: messenger RNA, 1096 nt
Organism: Gopherus evgoodei (Goodes thornscrub tortoise)
Lineage: Eukaryota; Metazoa; Chordata; Testudines; Testudinidae
Gene: CLXN
Product: EF-hand calcium binding domain 1
Exons: 6
Coding region: 434-1060 (208 amino acids)
Molecular function (GO): calcium ion binding
Source: RefSeq, a predicted model, not a curated record
UCGGAGGGAGAGGUCAGAGCUGAAGGCGGCCAUGAGGCGCCUCGACCAGGGCCCCCGCUGAGUCCGCAGCUGAGAUGAGGGGCCCAGAGGUGAUGGGGGGAGGGGCACUACAGGGGUCCCGCUCCCCCACAGGCGGUGUAGCCCGGUGCACACGGACCUGCGGAGCUAGGCUGGCUGCUGACAGCACAGGUGUGUGAACGGGGUUCCGCUGAGAAAUGGACCUGCUCCGCCUCCGUACUCGGGCAGCCGACUAGGAAGCCGCUGCUAACGUUACUGAGGCAACGACGCCUUAUGAGUCCCCGCCUCUUUGCGGGAGGCCCGGGCUCUUGCUUUGUGAUUGGCUGAUCCCCGGUCUUCUGUUUCCAUGGUGAUCGCGUGCGGCUCCUAGGAGAAGAGCAGCUGCCGGGCGCGGGCCGCGCCGCUCGAGAGCACCAUGAACAGGAAGAAGCUGCAGAAUCUCGCGGAGUCGCUGUGCAGGACCGCGAAGCACUUCAAUAAAAUUGAAGUGGAAUGUCUUAUAAAGCUCUUCCACACCCUGGUGGUUGAACCCAGUGAUCGGCAUGCCAUCAUUGGCUUAGAUCGUAACAUGUUCAGAAACAUUCUGCAUGUCACAUUUGGGAUGACUGAUGACAUGAUUAUGGACCGAGUGUUCCGUGCUUUUGACACAGACAAUGACAGCUGUGUCAGUGUAACGGAAUGGGUAGAAGGUUUAUCAAUAUUUCUUCGAGGGACAUUAGAAGAAAAGAUGAAAUAUUGUUUUGAGGUCUAUGAUCUGAAUGGUGAUGGAUACAUUUCAAGAGAGGAAAUGUUUCAUAUGCUGAAGAAUAGCCUGCUAAAACAACCAUCAGAAGAAGAUCCUGAUGAGGGAAUUAAGGACUUGGUAGAAAUAACACUGAAGAAAAUGGACUAUGAUCAUGAUGGCAAGCUCUCUUACACAGAUUUUGAAAAAGCUGUAAGAGAUGAAAAUCUUCUCUUGGAAGCAUUUGGACCAUGUUUGCCAGACAUCAAGAGCAGCAUGGCUUUUGAAAUGCAGGCAUUCCGAGAAACUGGUGAUAUGUAGCUCUGCAACUGCAAAACUGCUGUAAAGGACAGUUUC